AUGUCUGAUGUGUACACCGGUUUUGUGGAUGCCGUUCCAUCCCCUUUCUUCAGUGGAGUGUUGACAUUCAAGGACGUGGCUAUUGAAUUCUCUAUGGAGGAGUGGGCCUGCCUGGACCCUGCUCAGCAGCAUUUGUAUCGGGAAGUCAUGUUAGAGACCUACAGAAAUCUGGUCUUCCUGGGUCUUGCUGUCUCUAAGCCAGACCUCAUCACCUGUCUGGAGCAAAGCAAAGAACCCUGGAAGGUGAAGACACAGCAGACACUACUCAAGCCCCCAGCUCUAUCUAAUCAUUCUACCCAAGACCAUUGGCAAGAGCUGGGCACAAAUAUGUUAUUUCCAGAGAUGAUCCUGAGCAGAUAUGAAACCUGUGGCCCUGAAAAUUUAAACUUUACCAAAGACUGGGAAGGUGUGUAUGAGUGUAAGCAGCAGAAAGUAUGUUACAGUGGACUUGAUGAAUGUGUAACACCUACCCAUGGCAAAGUCUUCCAAUGCAGGAAAUGUUUGAAUGGCUUUAGACAGUUGUCAAAUGUAAAUAGGCAUAAGAUGAUGCAUACCUUAGAGAAAACUUUUAAAUGUAAAAAGCACGGGAAAUCCUCUAAGCUCUGCUCACACAUCACAGAACAUAAGAUAACAAAUACUAGAGAAAAACAACACAAAUGCAAAGAAGGUAGCCAAGUCUUCCAAUCUCGCACAAGACCCCAUCCUGGAGAGAAACUCAACAAGUAUGAAAAUGAUGGCAAAUGUCUUAGCCACAGAUCAAAGUAUUGUAACCAUAAGAUUUUGAAUACUGGAGAAAAUCCCUACAAAUAUAAGGAAUGUGACAAACUUACCAAGCAGUACUCACACAUUUAUGGCCAUAAAAGAAUUCAUUCCGGAGAGAAACACUACAAAUGUCAAGACUGUGACAAAGCCUUUGUAACUUACUCUAGACUUUCUGUACAUAAAGUGCUUCAUUCUGGUGGAAGAUCAUACCAAUGUGAAGAACAUGGCAAAGCCUUUAUCAGGCACUCACUCCUCUCUAAACAUCAAAGAAUUCAUUUGGGAGAGAAACAUUACAAAUAUCAAGAGUGUGUCAAAGCCUUUAACCAGUACUCAAGCCACUCUGUACAUCAAAGAAUUCACUCUGGAGAGAAACCUUAUAAAUGUCAAGAAUGUGGCAAAGCCUUUAACCGCCACUCAGGCCUUUCGGCACAUCAAAGAAUUCACUCUGGAGAGAAACAUCACAAAUGUCAAGAAUGUGGCAAAGCCUUCACCCACCACUCAGGUCUUUUUAUGCAUCAAAGAAUUCACUCUGGAGAGAAAUAUUACAAAUGUCAAGAAUGUGGCAAAGCCUUUAUCCAGCACUCAAGCCUUUCUGAACAUCAAAGAAUUCACUCUGGAGAGAAACCCUACAAAUGUCAACAAUGUGGGAAAGCCUUUACCCAGCAUUCAGGCCUUUCUGUACAUCUAAGAAUUCACUCUGGAGAGAAACCUUACAAAUGUCAACAGUGUGAUAAAACCUUUAACUGGUCUUAUAGCCUUUCUGAACAUGAAAGAAUUCACUCUGGAGAGAAACCUUACAAAUGUCAAGAAUGUGGAAAAGCGUUUAACCGGCACUCACACCUUUCUAGACAUCAAAGAAUUCACUCUGGAGAGAAACCCUACAAAUGUCAAGAAUGUGGCAAAGCCUUUAACUGUCACUCACACCUUUCUAGACAUCAAACAAUUCACUCUGGAGAGAAACCUUACAAAUGUCAAGAAUGUGGCAGAGCCUUUACCCAGCACUCAGGCCUUUCUAGACAUAAAAGCAUUCACUCUGGAGAGAAACCAUACAAAUGUCAAGAAUGUGGGAAAGCCUUUAACUGGCACUCAGACCUUUCUGUACAUCUAAGAAUUCACUCUGGAGAGAAACCUUACAGAUGUCAAAAAUGUGGCAAAGCCUUUAAUUCAUUUGUGAACCUUUCUAGACAUUUAUGAAUUUAUUCUGGAGAGAAAUCAUAUAAAUAUGGACAGUGGGCAAAUUCUAACUCACAUUCAAUCCUCACUGUAUGUAGCAGAAAUCACACAAGGGAGAAACCCUCCAGAUGCAGACUGUGGCUGUGCCUUUACCUCGUGUUCAUAGCAUGCUAAGCAUAAAAUAAUUCAAACUGGAGAGAAAUCCUACCAAUGUGAACAGUGUGGCUAUGACUUUAACCAGAGCUCAAACCUUACAAUAUAUAAGAACAUUCAUAGUGGAGGGAAAUCUUAGAAAUGUGAAUUAUGUGGCAAAGGUUUUCAGUGGUCCUCAGUCUUAUUAAACAGAAGAGAAAUCAUAGCAGAGAAAAAUGGUAACAAUGUGAAAAUGUAGCAAAGCCUCAUUCCAGUAGGCACUGUUUCCUGUACACAACAGAAUUCAUGUUGAAGAAAAACUCUACAAAUAUGAAGAGAUU
Molecule: messenger RNA, 2408 nt
Organism: Otolemur garnettii (small-eared galago)
Lineage: Eukaryota; Metazoa; Chordata; Mammalia; Primates; Galagidae
Product: zinc finger protein 726-like
Exons: 5
Coding region: 1-1956 (651 amino acids)
Biological process (GO): negative regulation of transcription by RNA polymerase II
Molecular function (GO): DNA-binding transcription repressor activity, RNA polymerase II-specific
Source: RefSeq, a predicted model, not a curated record